Zophobas morio is the source of this 1447-nucleotide messenger RNA. It is a transcript of the gene nclb, whose product is annotated as no child left behind. Gene Ontology annotation, cellular component: nucleus. Lineage: Eukaryota; Metazoa; Arthropoda; Insecta; Coleoptera; Tenebrionidae. Gene Ontology annotation, biological process: rRNA processing. The transcript has 8 exons. The coding region runs from base 14 to 1369 and encodes 451 amino acids. The record is from RefSeq and is a predicted model, not a curated record. Gene Ontology annotation, molecular function: protein binding.
UUAAUUGGGAAAAAUGGAAGAGGUCGAAACGGAAAAUCGUGUCAAUUUUAUAACGUGCAUCAAAUGGGUGAAAAGAGGAGUGGCAAGGGGUCAACCCGAAAAGGUACAAUUAUCCAAAGCCGAGUUAGUUCAAGUAAUUAAAGACACAAAGAAAAAAUUAAGGGUCACAAAUGAAGGAGCACCACAAGGGGAAUCCUCAACACAAGAUGAAUUUAAUUUAGAAAAUUAUGACGAUGAAAAUGAGGAAGAAAGCACAGCUAGCGCGCUAGGAAUCAGUUCUUUGGCUGAUCUUCAAAAUAAUGCAGAAGACAACUUUUCUGAAUCUGAUGAUUCAGACAAAGAAGAUGAAAUUAUUAAACCUACAGAUAAUUUAAUAUUAGCGGGGCACGUAGAGGGAGAUGCGAGUACGCUUGAAGUCUACAUUUAUAAUGAAGAAGAGGAAUCUCUUUAUGUCCACCACGAUAUUCUUCUGCCUGCUUUUCCUUUAUGUUUUGAGUGGCUAGAUUAUGAACCUAACGCCCCCAAGGGCAACUACUGCGCGGUUGGUUCAAUGACACCAAUUAUACAAGUGUGGGACUUGGAUAUAAUAAACUGUAUAGAACCCGCAUUCUCAUUAGGCAAAACCGGCAGCGUGAAAAAAAAUCGGGCUAGAGUAGGCCACAAAGACGCAGUUCUUUCAUUGGCGUGGAACAAGAGUUAUGAACAUGUUUUAGCGAGUGGUUCUGUAGACAAAACAAUUCUUUUAUGGGAUCUAGAAACUAAAACACCAAACACAACAAUUACGGCGUUCAAUGAAAAAGUUCAAUGUUUGCAGUGGCAUAAACUAGAAGCACAAACUUUAUUAGCGGGCGCGUGUGACAAAAAGGCGAAAAUUUUCGACUGCCGCAGCCCAGAGUCCCAUCAAACGUGGGAUAUUCAUGGUGAAGUGGAAACCUUAGUUUGGAAUCCUUUGCAGCCGUUUUCGUUCUUUGCUGGGUCUGAUUCAGGCCACCUCCAGUAUUUUGAUUGUAGACAAGGUCAACUGUGGUCAGUAGAAGCCCACGAGAAAGAAGUUACUGGUUUAGUGGUCAGUAAUCAGUGUCCUGGUUUACUGGUUACCUCAUCUCCUGAUGGAGCAGUAAAAAUUUGGGAUUACACACAAGACCAAGUCACUUUUGUCCACGAAAAAGAUUUUAAUCUGGGACAAGUACAGUGCUUGGAUUUAUCGCCAGAUGCGCCGUUCGUUAUUGCCGCCGGUGGCGACAACAAAUCCAACAAUUUUUUGGUGCAUGAUUUGAGAAAUAUGGACGUUGUGAAAAACACAUUUGGAACACGACAACUAGAAGAAUUAGUUCCAGACACUAAUGAAGAAAGUAUGAACACUGAUUGAUUCCAUUAAACCACAAUGUAAUUAAAAUCACAUUUUGUAUGUUGUAAAGUAUACAAUAAAAACUAUUUCCCAAAGAAA